Molecule: messenger RNA, 5213 nt
Organism: Populus trichocarpa (black cottonwood)
Lineage: Eukaryota; Viridiplantae; Streptophyta; Magnoliopsida; Malpighiales; Salicaceae
Product: WPP domain-interacting tail-anchored protein 2
Exons: 5
Coding region: 450-2306 (618 amino acids)
Source: RefSeq, a predicted model, not a curated record
CGAGUAGAGUACUCUACUACAAUUUUCAUUUCUGCUUUUAUCUUUUUCCUCUGUCAAAUAAUUAGGCCAGCUAGAACGUAUUUUGUAUGUGUAUACAUGCUUUGUCAGGAGCCGAGGUCCUUCUAAUAUUGUUGUGGUCUGAACACAAUAAUUCAACUAGAUUGUUGUGUUGUCUUUUCAUCUAACGUACGCCGGAAGGGGAGCCUGUCUUAAACCAGUCCACAAUCAACAGUUUGUAUAGACGUUGACUAGCCAGUUAAUCACGGCUCAUUCUAGACUUAAUCACCAGCCACACAGAUCCCAGGAAUACCAACGGUUUAUGAAACGAGAGGGUAGUGGUAGCAGAGGUAAAGGCAGACAGACACAAGAAACUUUCUGUUCUUGGCCUGGAUCCUCCUCAAACUCCAUCAAGAUUUCUCUCUCAAAGGUUGUGGAAUUGAGUGGUAGGAAUGGCGAACUAUGCCAUUGAGGAUGCUUACAGUAGCAACCCAGAAUCCAGCAAAGUUUAUAUGCACUCAUCCAGUAGAGAAGGAAUGCAAGAGGUUGAAAGUACCACGGAAGUUUUAACCAGAGUAGACUGGGACCUGGCAUACUCUUCUGAGAAGUUGGUAAACUUGCAUGUACUUUUAGUGCAUCUAUUGGCACGAGAUAAUAAUCUUGAGGCAAGAAUGGCCACAGAAAAUAGCUAUAUCCUGGCAAUAGCCAUUGAGAAGGCAUUGGCGUUUGAUCUUCUCUCUGGGAUUUUAGAUUCCGAGGUAAGAGAGGUGGAGAAUUUCAUGGAAAAUAUCCAUUCAGAGAUUGUUGAUGCCCGUCAUAAAAUAUCUUCUUGCAGACACUCAACAGAUCUAUUCACUGUGAUGGAGAAGAAAUUGCAUAAUUCGGAAGAAUCUUUGAUGAAGUUUCGAGAGCGUGUCUUAGAGGUGAAGGCACAGUCAGCAAAAUUGCCAAUGGCCUUUUCAGCUCUCAUACUUGAGAACUGGAAAGAUGAUAAGGCCACCGAGUUACCAGCCAGUGGGCAGAUUUCAAAUAUGGAUGCGAAUUCAAAAAGGCAGACAGCUGAAAAACAAAGAAAUGUCCUGAGGAUGUUGGAGAAGUCUCUUAAAAGAGAAAUGGAUACGCAGAAGAAAAUUUCUGCACUUGAACAAAAUGAAGAACAUCUGAAAUUGAAGCUGCACUAUACAGAACAGGUGUCUUUUUGCAUGGAGGAAGCAGCAGAAGUCGUUUGGGGAAGAUUUUUAGAGGCAGAAAAUGCUUCUGAAGUGCUCAUGGGGAUUUCCAAAGAAAUGGUUGGUCGACUUCAGAUUUUUCAAUUCACUUUGAACGGUUCAAUCCAACGAGAAGAUGAGUUGAGUUCUAAACUGCAAGUUUGUAUAAAACAGCUGGAUGCAAAAGAUACUGUUAUAAAGAAGCUUGAGAGCAGCAUUGCAGAACACAUUGCCAGAAGUUCUCAAGUGCCCAUUUUGACGGAAAAGGUGAAAUCACUUGAAGAACAGCUGAAAAAAUCAGAGUUACGUCUGCAGAAUGCAAAUGCUUUAAAUGCAGAAAGUCAAGAGCACCUAAGUGAAAUGGAAAAUUUGGUCGAGUCUCUGAAAGAAAGCGUCUAUGAAGCAGAAACGAGGGCUGAGAAUGCAGAGACAAAGGUCACACAGCUAACAGAUACGAACGUGGAACUUGUGGAGGAGAUUAAUUUUCUUAAAGGCAGUAGAGAUAGUAGCACAAAGAAAGUGACUGUACUUGAGAAGCAGUUGAGGGAGUCAGAAAUCCAACUACAGCAUGCAAAAGCGUCAUCUGAAGCAAGUCAAGAGCAACAAAACAUGUUAUACACUGCAAUUUGGGAUAUGGAAACAUUAAUUGAUGACCUGAAAUCGAAGGUAUCGAAAGCUGAGAGUAAGACUGAUGGUGUAGAGGAGCAAUGCAUUGUAUUAUCCGAGUCUAACAUGGAACUUAAUAAAGAGAUCAGUUUCUUAAGGUCUAGAGUGAAUGCCUUGGAGAUGUGUCUGCAUGAAGCUAACGAAUCAAAAGCUGCAAAAGCAAAAGAAAUUAUUGUAAGGACUGAGCUUAUCAUGGCUACAGUCAUGCAGCUAACCAGAGAGAGGGAACGCAUCCAGAAUCAGCUAUUUUCUCUAACAAGGGAGAAUGAAAUACUGGCUGCUAAGUUAAGAGGUGCUUCAUUAACCAUGUUCGACAAUGGACAUGGUGGCGGGGGCAAGUUGGUUGCUUCCAAGAAUGAUUCAUUGAGUGAGACUUGUGAAAAACUUUUCGAGGAAGCAAUGCCCUUGAGUAAAAGUCUCAAGACUGCUGGUUAAAGCAUGCACCACAGCAUCAGAAUGAAGUGGGGAUUUCCCAUCCCACAGUUGAUACGGUGUUUCGAAGAUUGGAGGAGGGAGGACAAAACAGGGCUUUUCUCCUUGAUUACAUCUGAGGGCCGCUAUUUUUCGUGGUGAAAGAAGCUGUUGUUGUAUAGCAGGAUUGAUUGGAAUGGCUUUUCUCCGAGUGGAUUUGAUUGUGUUGAAUGCUAUGCACAUAAAAUUAGAUUUGUUUUUCCUCGAUUUUUGUCCGUCGCUGGUCUAUAACGUUUUUUUUUUUUUGGGAUGUAUGAGAAUGUAGUUACGAGUAUGGUGUUGUUUUUUAAAUUAUUUUUUAUUAAAAAAUAUUAUUUUAUUUUUUAAAAAUUAUUUUUGAUAUUAUUAUAUCAAAAUGAUUUGAAAUAUUUAAAAAUAAAAAUUAAUUUAAAGUAAAAAAAAUAAAAAAAAUUUAAUUUUUUUUUAAAAAAUCUUUAAAAUAUAAAAAUAAAUAAGGUGUUUGUGUUUGUGAUAUACGAAACCUGCAGGAAGGGCAUUAAACAAACAAAUAAAGCCUGAAAAAUCCAUUUACAUGGCGAGACGGCAAUCAUACAGUCCCUCCAAGAUGGAAAACGACGUGCAAUUGAGGCAGUGUAAAAAAUAUUAUUGAUAUACUUUUCGGAGUGGAAAGUAAAAAACAACCGCACUUCCAAACACAUAUUAUCCUCUUUGGCAAUGGAUUAAUUAUGUAUUUGGUCCCUGAAAGCUUGGUGUUCUCCUAUUGUAACCCUUCGUUAUGUUAUUUACUUUAUCCUUCAGCUCUAGAAACAUUUUUAAUGUCUUUCCAUGCAGUUUAGUAUUAAUUCUUAACAUGUAAAAGAAAAACAUGGAUGCUUGUUUAGCUCAUACUAGGCCAUGUGUUAAGAACUAGCAUGAAAUUGGAUGGAAAUCGGUUGGAGAGAAGAACUAGCAUGAAAUUGGAUGGAAAUCGGUUGGAGAGAAGAACUAGCAUGAAAUUGGAUGGAAAUCGGUUGGAGAGAUCUCAACAUGGAGUAGCAGAACCAUCUAAAGAAGAAAAAGAUUAGAGAGGCCAUAUUUAAAAUAUGUCAAUCGUGUAGGGACGGAAUGUAGUAUUAACCAUCCACCGAAGCCCUACUUCCCCAAUUUAACACUAUAAAAUUCUCUCAAAAUCCAUCAUUGCAAUUUGCAGCCACCACCCAAAAGAAAGAACGGAAAAAAAGAAAACCACUCCGAAGGAGGCCAUGAUUUAUCUAUUUUCAGGUUCAGAGAUGCACCAGAUAGCCCCUUGUUUGUUCAAGUCUUAGACUUUCAAGGAAUUAACGAGAAAAUGGGUAUUAGAGGUGCAAAAUCCAAACUUUGGGCUAAAAUAAAACUCUCCUUGUGCAGUUUUAUUUGAGCUUUUAUAAAUCUGGCAUUGGAGUCUGUUUUGUCCAAAAACAUAUGAUAUUUUUAGCAGGCAAAGCAAAAAUGAUGAGCUCUUUUGAUCCGAAUUUAUUUAUGUGGAAUCACAUUUUGUUAAUGGUCUUCGAAGUUCUCUGAUCGCUUUGCUCGCUGCUUCGUUUUUCUGAUGGUUUUGUCUUUUUCUUGUGCUCUUAUUUUUUGGGGGGGUUGGCCCGUUUUUAUUUUAUUUUUUGCCUGUGUUUUUUGGGUCUUAAAGAAUUUAGCAGAUGGGUUUUGUACAUCUAGUUUUUACCAAUCUGAUGUUCUUUCGAUUUUCUUUUUUCUAUCUUUCUUUGUUGUUUUUGUUUUUGGUUUUUGGAUUUUUGAAGGGUUGGUGUGCAAAAGCAAAAUGAUGAGAUUAACAUGGCUGAAUCUGAUGUGGAAUUCUAUAUCACUGGUCUUCAAAGUUCUCUGAUCGCUUUACUGCACUGUAGUGAUGUGUAUACUGUUUGGUGAAAUGAACUUGUUGCUUAAGGCUUUUGAAUGUUCCUUUUUGCCUAAUUCCAAGGUUUUGUAUGCAAUCAGUUGAGCAGCGGAGUUUUAUUUUUAUUUAUCUAAAAAAUACUCCAUUUUAUUUUGAUUGUAAUUCGUUCUGUUUAAUAACUCCCAUUCCCCAAAGAAAUGCUCCAUUUUAUUUUGGUGUUAUGAGGAUAUGAUUACUCUAGAGUCCAGAUUGUUUUUUCCACAUCUGCGUGAUUUGGUCUAGGAUCCAAUUGUUCAUGUUGUACUUUCGUUACUAGGAUUGCCAAUGUAUGUUUCUAUAAUUCGCUUUGUUUUUGUGGUGUUUAAUGUGCUUUUGUUGUCAUGUGGUUUUAUUUUUGUUCUUUGUAUUCAUCAUCACGGCUUUUUUGAAUGUAUGGAAAACCAUUUUUUCUAAUUGUACCUUAUGGGAGGAAGAUCUAUUGAGAAUGUUUUUCCAAUCUCAUCUUUUACUUGCCAAUGAAGGAUAUCAAUAAAUGCAGGCACCAAAAUUCAUAGCCUGGGAUGCAUAUAUGUUCCAGGCUGUACGAGCAUGGUGCAAUAACAAUUUCUUUGUGAUUCAUUGCAUCUUGACUGGUCUUUUUCACAUGAUCGGUUGAGCAUGAACUUUGAAGAAUACAUUCUGCCUUCAUGACUAAAUACUCACUCCUUGCUCCAACAAUUCCAUGUCAAUGUGUGAUUUGUUCAAUGAUGAGUCGUUAUGCUUGAAGAUCCAAUAAUUUACCAGGCUCUUUGUUUGCGAAAGUGGACAACAGAAUAUGACACAUGUUCAUGGUUGAUUUUGAUAUGUAAUAAAAACAGAAUAGUGAGUUCUGAUAUUUGGAGAGAUUGGAUCUGCUCUUCUGUGGGUGUCUGUAUGCCUACACAGUUAUUUCCUUAUUCUUCUUAUACAAUGUAAACCGAUCGACAGUUUCUUUCUGACUUGAGGAUUUGGCAUUUCCUAGCAACUAUGUUUAAUUUGAUAGAUUGCAGAAUCAUUCUGUGUUUUUA